Molecule: messenger RNA, 2126 nt
Organism: Pogona vitticeps (central bearded dragon)
Lineage: Eukaryota; Metazoa; Chordata; Lepidosauria; Squamata; Agamidae
Source: RefSeq, a predicted model, not a curated record
UUUCCUCCCCUCUCCUCCGCUUAUAAGGCUCGCGCACCCGACUUGAGCACGACUCGUCGCGGCGGCGGUUGGGACGGGAGCUGACACAGGCUUGCAGAUGGGUCAGGGGCUGUGGAGAGUGGCCAGGAACCAGCAGCUGCAACACCAAGGAUAUACAGGACAAAGCUAUCUUUCCAGAGAGCAUGGUAGAAGGAUAGCUGCUAAUAAUGUUUCAAAUACUAAUCAUCGGAAACAUGCCCAAGGAGGAAUUGACAUUUACCAUCUGUUGAAAACUCGGAAAUCAAAAGAACAAGAAGGUUUCAUCAACCUUGAAAUGUUGCCUCCUGAACUUAGCUUUACCAUUUUGUCAUACCUGAAUGCAACAGACCUCUGCCUGGCUUCAUGCGUCUGGCAGGAUCUUGCUAAUGAUGAGCUUCUGUGGCAAGGGUUGUGCAAAUCCACUUGGGGUCACUGUUCCAUAUACAAUAAGAAUCCACCUCUUGGAUUUUCUUUUAGAAAACUGUAUAUGCAAUUGGAUGAAGGUAGUCUCACCUUUAAUGCCAAUCCUGAAGAGGGAGUCAACUACUUCAUGUCCAAGGGAAUACUGGAUGAUUCACCAAAGGAAAUAGCAAAAUUUAUCUUCUGUACAAGAACACUAAAUUGGAAGAAAUUGAGAAUCUAUCUUGAUGAAAGACGAGAUGUGUUAGAUGACCUUGUGACACUACAUAACUUCAGAAAUCAGUUCUUGCCAAAUGCACUGAGAGAGUUUUUCAAACACAUUCAUGCCCCUGAGGAACGUGGUGAAUAUCUUGAGACUCUUAUUACAAAAUUCUCACACAGAUUUUGUGCUUGUAACCCUGACUUGAUGAGAGAGCUUGGCCUUAGCCCAGGUUUAUUUCAAGACAUCAGUUGCAACUAUCAGGUUGGAAUAAAUGCAGAUUUGGCUGUUUUUGCACCGCAAAAAGUGCUUAUCAAUAUGGAAUAACUUCUUCAACCAGGCUUCCAUGGGGUGCAUUUAUAGUUAUUACUGCCUAGAAAUACAGAUGCUUCCUAACAAUAACAAAUAGUGGAACGAUUCAGUGCUGAACAUCACCUAUCAGAAGAAGAAUCCAGAGGAGUUGCUUCCCUUCCCAUUGUCACUGUUCCCUCCGUUCCAAACACCAGCCCUUGAGGGCUGCAAAACUGAUAUUCAAACAGUUCUGUGGGCUGCAGUAGAGAAACAAGGGGAAGGAAUUUGGUGUCAUGUGGUUUUGUAGCAUCAACUCAGCAUUUUAUUAGAGCCUUCCUUUGGAUCAUGGGUAUGUACUGGAAUUAGCCUUAUUCAUUUCAGUGGAGCUAGCUUGGUGAAAUGUCUUGAUGAGUUACGUCACCAAGACACAUUGAUUUGCACUGGUUUUACCCCCUUAUCUACCAGUUCUUGCUGCUCAGGCCCCCAGAUCCUGUGCCAGACAGUCAGAUGUGUCCCCAGCUCUCAGGAAUAAUUUCAUAGAGACAGAACUGAGAAGGCCCUAUUGCAGGCAAAGUGGCAUUGUUACUCACUUUUCUCUGGAUCCAACUCAAUGGUAAGAUUCUGUUCUCCUUGGGUUUUCUCAGUUAUGCACUGCAGGUGCAGAUCUGUUUCUUCAUUCACGUGACUUACCUCUGUCAUUAUUAUGAUUUCCAUCAACUCGGCAGUGAUUGCUGCUUGACCUGUAGUAUGCAGUAGUACUUUAAGCAGUGAUUUGAGCUUGCACAGCUGAGGCACAGUGCUUUGGUUGGUAAGUGGAAGAAUACCUAUUACUCUUGACAGCAACUCCACUCCUCUUAAUCAUAAUUGUAGGUGCUGUCCGUUUAUCUACAGAUCUGCACAGAAGGAUGAGGAAGACAUGGAAUUGCACAUUAUGGAGAUUGAGGGGCCUAACGAGGUUAAUAAAAUGCUCAGGAGGGUGGGCUUCCUCUUUCCAUAACAUAGAUGGAAAAUGGAAUUUCAUUUUAUUAUUGUACUGCCUUUCAUUCCUGUCUCACAAACUAUGCAUAUUGGUAUUUCCUCUUCCCAUAACAAUGAAAUGCACAGCUCUUCUCUUGUGCAUUUUGUAAGUGAGCAAAGUGCUGGGACCAUCAUACCAUCUGGGUUCUGUCGAAACUGGAAUGUAAUGUGAUUGCUGCAU